Molecule: messenger RNA, 691 nt
Organism: Striga hermonthica
Lineage: Eukaryota; Viridiplantae; Streptophyta; Magnoliopsida; Lamiales; Orobanchaceae
Source: the annotation of a GenBank genome assembly
CCGUUCCUCUUUCUAUCCUUCGCCCCGGCGAUACCGUUCCUACUCGUGUCUUUACAGCCCGUGUUGCUUCUGCUAAUUCUGGGGAUACCAUGGAUAACAUCCCCCUCCGCCGUCGUCGACCUGCCUUUGGCUCGUUAGAUGAGCCAGAGGAGGAUGAGGUCACUUCCUCUCAACCCAAUUUUCCUGUAUCUUCGACCAUUCCUCCUUCUUCUUCUCAGCCUGGUGCAUCAAACUCUCCUUCCAACAAAACCUCGACCGAAAACACCCGCAGAGCUUCCACUAAGCACCCUUCUCUCUCCCAUAAAUGGUAUUCUCCUGAUAAGAUCGUCCACCCCAGCGGUUGGUCAGAAGCCGCCCUCGCGGUAAAGGAGGUUGUGGUGGCCGAAAAAGAAACCACGCUAAAGGAGAAGGAGGCUGCACUCGAGCAGGAGCGGGCUGCUCGAGCGCAAGCGGAAGCUGCUCGAACUCAGGUGGAGGCUGCCCAAGCCCAGGCAGAGGCCACUCGAGCUGAGCUGGAGGCGACCCUGGCUACAGAGAGGGCUGCCCAUGCUGAGGAGAAACAACGCUACGCAAAUGCCACUGCUCUUCGAGCGAGGGAAAUGCUCUGGGCGACAACAACUGGGCAGCUCUUCCUCCGUGAGAAUUUUGCACAAGUGGGGGCUGACUUCAUGCAGUCGCCACAAUUUUUAAA